Messenger RNA from Cladophialophora immunda, 1147 nucleotides. RefSeq lists its product as uncharacterized. The coding region runs from base 146 to 973 and encodes 275 amino acids. The transcript is spliced from 2 exons. NCBI's taxonomy places the organism in Eukaryota, Fungi, Ascomycota, Eurotiomycetes, Chaetothyriales, Herpotrichiellaceae. The record is from RefSeq and is a predicted model, not a curated record.
GGCGGCGGCAUGUCUGCACACUACACAGUGAGGCUGCAAUCUUCCUUGCGAGAGCCUCAAGUCUUCUUUCUUGCCCGUCUCUUCCAAGCGCAGCCAAAACUCGUAUCCUGUCUGUCGUUGUCUCUAACACCACCAUCACCGUGCAAUGUCUCCAUCCUCACUACCGCCCAGGGUUUUCCUCGCCACAAUCCUGUCCCUCUCCUUGUUGAGCCGCGGAGCACUUAUCUGCUCAACUACCACGUUCCCCUCCAUCUACGACUCCUACCCAGAUUGCGCGACCACAUGUCUUGCCUGCACGGAUGCCGACUACGUGGAUAACUUUGCCAACAACUGCGACUACGCAAGCGGUGACUGCUGCUCCAGCACAUACCACACCGUGAUCAGCCAGACCUGGGCUUGCGUGAGCAACAACUGUGGCGAUGGAGAUCUCGCUCAGGAUGCGUUUAAUGUCUUUGUGAAGUUCUGCGCGGACCACAACGUGCCCUUGGCGGCUGGCGAUGUCCCGACGGGGUAUAUACUUGAGGGCAAUGGGGCUGGAAGUGGAAAUAACAGCACAAACGGAACCGCCGGACCCGACAAGGGAAAUGGCGGAUCAUCCCUGAGCGGCGGCGCGAUCGCCGGCCUCGUCGUCGCCGUCGUGGGCACCGUCGCGACCGUCAUCGGCUCGUACUACGGGUGGCGGGUGUGGCGAAGGAAGCAUCCCGCCGCGAACAACAGCCACACCAACGACGCCGGUGCCGGCAACAACAACGCCAACAACGGCAACGCCAACAACAACAACAACGCGCUCGCCAUGAUCCACAACGGCCCCAACCCGAGACCGUGGGCCAACCUGCCCGCCAACGCGACCGUGCAAUAUGACCGGAGAACCUCGAGUUUCAUGGGCUAUGUCACCACCGAAGAGCGCUUUCGGGUCACCACGCCGCCGCCGGCGCUGGUCGGCGGAGUUGGACGAGUCAUUGGCGAAGUAUGACCCCGGGUGUGUAGGUAGGUGGUUAGGUUGAGGUUAUACAAAAGCAAGAGAGAGAAGAGCAGUGGGUCGCAAUAUGUAUGUAUGGGGGUGAUGGAUGCUUGAUCAUGCGGCUGGCGUCUGAGAGGCCAAAAAGCUGAUCUGUGAUCCAGUGAUAUUAGCGUUAUAUAAGACCCG